This is a messenger RNA of Nicotiana tabacum (common tobacco), 531 nucleotides long. RefSeq names its product bifunctional dTDP-4-dehydrorhamnose 3,5-epimerase/dTDP-4-dehydrorhamnose reductase-like. The record is from RefSeq and is a predicted model, not a curated record. Gene Ontology annotation, biological process: S-adenosylmethionine biosynthetic process. Gene Ontology annotation, molecular function: methionine adenosyltransferase regulator activity. Gene Ontology annotation, cellular component: methionine adenosyltransferase complex. NCBI's taxonomy places the organism in Eukaryota, Viridiplantae, Streptophyta, Magnoliopsida, Solanales, Solanaceae.
AUGAAGUGGCGAAUUGGACCGAAGGAAAUCCACCGCGGUCGCGGUGGAACCGCGGUUAAACCGCGGCAGAUCAAGUGGCGAGGCAGAAUGUUUAUUGUUCACCGCGGUUCUGCCGCGACCGCAGUGAACUGUUCGAUGCCUAUCUCCGCUGCCUUGACCAACCCCCGAAACUUCAUCACCAAGAUCACUCGAUACAAUAAGGUAGUCAACAUCCCAAACUCGAUGACAAUCUUGGAUAAACUUCUCCCAAUAUCCCUCGAGAUGACAAAGAGAAACCUGACUGGAAUAUGUAACUUCACUAAUCCUGGAGUUGUUAGCAAUAAUGAGAUUCUUGAAAUGUACCGUGACAAUGUCGACCCGAGCUUUAGUUGGAAGAAUUUCACUCAUGAGGAGCAAGCAAAGGUCAUUGUUGCUCCUAACAAUGAGCUUGAUACUUCAAAAAUGAGCAAGGAAUUCCCUGAAAUGAAAUCCAUCAAAGAGUCCCUCAUUGAGUAUGUUUUCAAGCCAAAUAGGAAAACAAGAGUAGCUUGA